GACAGGAAGAGGAGGAACUGGCGAGGACGGAGGACUACAGAGAACACAAACCACCGUUACUGUGCAGCCGAACCUGACCAGGCGUGACACCGGAGCACCGAGGCCAUGCUGAGGGCUUGUCUGAGAGGGGCCAACGCCACGGCCCGGAACCACUGCAGGAGAAGCCCUGGAACCAGUCUGCAACACUGCCGGCACUACACCGCAGGAGAGAGCAGCAGUGGUGCCUCCAAAGUGAUCGCUACUGGCUUGUUGACAGUAAGUGGUGGCGUUGGAGGUACGAUACUCUAUGCUAAAUGGGACCACAAGUUCAGAGCAGCUGUUGAGAAGAAUGUGCCGUACUCAGACCGGCUGUUGGGUCUGGCUUUGGGACCUGCACCUCAGGAUGUGGGCCUCCCUGUCAAAAACCAGGUGGAGUUAGCUCAGCCACCCUCGAUGAUGGAGAAACAAGUGAAGGCACCCAAAGCCAAGUCAGAGAAGAAAGUGAAGGACUCAGCAGGGAGUCCAGCCAAGGAGCCCAGUCCCGUCGUGACACAGCCUGCACAGAGCAUAGAGGAAAUGUCUCAGGAGGCUUCAGCAGAGGCCACUCAUAUCAUCUCAGCCAUCAGUGAGGUCCCAUCAGUCCCUGCUCCAUGCGACACAGAGGCUGCAGCAGUCAAAGAGGAGUGUAAAGAGUGCCAUGACCAUAAGGAUACCCCAGCAGCAGUUCAUCCCAACGCAGAGUCACCUUCGGCAGCAGAACCACUGAAGGAGCGUCCUGUAGAAGAAGUGGCAGCUAGACUGGCUCAGCAAGACCAGGAGGAACAGGACAUUCUAGCAUCUGUAUCAGCCAGUCUUGAAGAGUCACUGGCAAGCUCAGCUAAAGCUACACUGCAGGCCAUUGGAGCUCAGGAGGCAGCACUGCAGGCCAUCACACAGCACACACACAAGCUGAAGGAGGCUAUGGAGGCAGAGGUUCCUCCUCAGGAGAAGUCAGCCCAGUGGAAGGACCUAGAAGCUGCUCUGGCCGAUCGAACCUGCUCUGUGAACGAUGCCGGCACUGCUCUGCUGAAAGCCAAUGAAGCCCUGGGCGCUCUCAGAUCAGUGAUUGAUGACUCCAAAGGACUGAAGAUUGCUGCUGUCCACCCGCUGGUGUUGGCAGCGGAGGAGAAUCUCCACAACAUGAUAGUAGACCUGGACAAAGUGGUCACUAAGGUGCAGUCUGCAGAGUCAGAAGCUAAAAUCGUGUCCCAGUACAGUGAACUGGUUAAUGAAGCCAAACAACAGUUUCAGAGGGAAGUCAGCAGCCUCACUCCAGAGAUCCAGGCCAACUGGAAGGGCCUCACUGGUAAACUGUCGGCAGACGACCUGAACGCCCUGAUUGCCCACGCACACCGUCGCAUCGACCAGCUGAACCGAGAGCUGGCUGAGCAGAGGGUCCGAGAGCAGAUCCACAUCGAUGCAGCGCUGGAGCAGCAGAAGCUGGAAGACCAGAAAGCUCUGGAGAAAGCUGUCAACACCAGCCUGCAGCAUGUCAAAGAGGAUGCUCGGCUGGAGCAGGAGAGGAAGCUGGCUGAGCUACGUGAAGUGAUGGAGGCGGAGAUGAGAACUCAGCUCCGGCGGCAGGCAGCUGCUCACACAGACCAUGUCCAGGAUGUCCUCAAAGUCCAGGAGCAGGAGCUGAGAGCUGAGGCUGACCAGGUCCUGAGUAGUAAGAUGCUGGAGCAGGAGACCCGGUACCGUCAGCUGAACCAGGAGCAGCUGGAUAACUUCACUCUGGACAUGAACACUGCCUAUGCAAGACUGAAGGGGAUGGAGGAGGCUAUAGACAGCCAUGUGGUGGCAGAGGAGGAGGCCCGUAGAGCCCACCAGCUGUGGCUCUCUGUGGAAGCCCUCAACUACACUCUGAAGACCGCCGAUGCUGAUGUGCCCACCGUACCUCUGAAGAGUGCUGCUGAGGCUGUGCGAGACAGCUGCCACGACAAUGACUUUGCCAUGGCUCUGGCAUCAGCUCUUCCAGAAGAGUCCCUGCACCGCGGCGUGUACAGCGAAGCUUCUCUUCGCGCCCGCUUCAACUCCCUGCGCUCACUGGCCCGCCGGGUCGCUCUGAUUGAUGAAUCUCAUAACUCCUUGUACCAGUAUUUCCUGUCCUAUCUUCAAGCAGCUCUCCUGUUUGAGGAUAAACAGGAAGCCCCACCCACACAGCUGAGCCGCGAAGAUUUAGACCCGUUCAAGCUUCUGUCAUAUGCUAGCUACUGUCUGGAGCACGGGGAUCUGGAGUUAGCAGCUAAGCUGGUCAACCAGUUGAGAGGAGAAGCCAGGAGAGUGGUGGAGGACUGGCUCACUGAAGCCAGACUCACACUGGAAACCAGGCAGGUCGUCAGUUUGCUGUCUGCUUAUGCUAAUGCCGUGGGGCUGGGAACCACCCAGGCUCCAUAGGCUGCUGCCGCUGUAAGACGGCAGCCCUUAAGGGAACAGUUGAAUAAAAACCUGUCUCUGAGUACCAAGAAAGCUGCCCAUCGUAUGUUGGAAAGGUAGCGCUGCUGGUCGCGGCUGUAGCUUAGCUUGUAUUUCUGAGGAGGAAGGCAACUGUAGUGAGCUUGGAUUGGCAACAGCAAAGGGGGAAGUGUGAGAUACUCAAGAGAGAUGUCCAGAUGUGUUCCUUUAAGGUACCUGAAGUCAAGGUGUCGGAUGUUAAGAUGCAACAUAAAUGUGUUUUAAAGCACUACAUGGACAAUUUAUUGUUAAAUAUAACUGCACCCUGUCAGCCUGGUCCUACCAAUGCAAGCGUUCAGGUUUGGUCCAGUUAUUUUAUUCUGGCAAAUUCCUUUUUUCUUUGAUUGCAUGACACGAUAACUCUGAUUCAACUGUGUGUCCCGGUUCAUUUAUGUGAAUAAAGUCAUGAACAAAAGUG
Molecule: messenger RNA, 2890 nt
Organism: Stegastes partitus (bicolor damselfish)
Lineage: Eukaryota; Metazoa; Chordata; Actinopteri; Pomacentridae
Gene: immt
Product: inner membrane protein, mitochondrial (mitofilin)
Exons: 15
Coding region: 106-2415 (769 amino acids)
Biological process (GO): cristae formation
Cellular component (GO): MICOS complex
Source: RefSeq, a predicted model, not a curated record